AUGUUGGGUUACAGUGCCAUUCGACGGCAGUUCAAGCGUUUCGAGCAUGUGCUGGAUGGAAUCAAAACACCCCGGCUGGUGGCUGUUGACGUCGGCAAAGAUGUCAACACCCUUGUGUUCAGAAAACGAGGCUCCGGAGACGACGCAUCUCUGGUCGAGUGCAGACCGCAGGGAAGAUUUCAACACACAGACCGCCGCGGUAGUGACGCAAGUAGUGAGGUUGGCGAUGAGUAUGAUAACGGCUCGGAUUCCGGAGACGACAACGCGUCACUGACUCUCCAACACGACGAUGGCAUCGUCAUGGCUGGCAUGAAGGAUUGGAGCAACUUCGUCUUUGGAGAUCCACUUUUUGCUCUCAAUAUCGGUCGUGAGCCUAGUGGUGAUUUUCUUGCGGGAUUCAACUGGUCCUCAAACACUCGACACACCAUCAUCUCAAUGUUUUCCUCGGAUCUGAUUGAGGACAAGGAGAGAGCUCACGUCCGCCUGCUGCUGUACGACUGCUACCAUACAAUCACGCACAUUGCGAGAACAUACUUCCGCCCGCAAAAGGACAUCAGCGGACGCGAGCUGGAGGCACGAAAGAGGUUGAACACUAUCCUGUCGCAGCUUGAUGCUCUUGAUGACGCCGGCACACGGAGGGGAAGAAGACCAAGUGGCGAAUCAAGCCCGGCCAAGAAACGGUCGAAGAGCGGGGAAUCGUCCGACUAG
Molecule: messenger RNA, 708 nt
Organism: Colletotrichum abscissum
Lineage: Eukaryota; Fungi; Ascomycota; Sordariomycetes; Glomerellales; Glomerellaceae
Exons: 1
Coding region: 1-708 (235 amino acids)
Source: RefSeq, a predicted model, not a curated record